AUAGAUUAAAAAACAAAUAAUGGAACUUAAUAAACCUUUGCACAAUGCAAAUGGAGAAGAAAGAAAAUGGUUACCAUCGAAAUUAUUCUGGAAACAGUUGUUCAUCUGCGUUGGUGUAUGGAACAUGUUGUUCAUGGCGGGAAUGUGUAUGGGAACACCGACUGUACUCAUCCCACAGCUGCGGAGAGAGGCCAACUCAACUGAUGCUGUUGACGGCGAAACAGCAUCUUGGUUAUAUUCUGUCUUCGGUACAUGCACUCUACCUUGGGUGGUCAUAACACUUUUUUUCACGCAGUACUUCGGACGCAGAUGGCCUGUCAUUAUCAGUGUCUCCACUAUAUUCUUAGUCUUUCUAUUCAUGUCACUGAGUACGAACGCCAAACAGAUACUUGUAGCAGAAAUAAUGGAAGGCUGUUUUUUCUCUUGUUGCUUAACAGUCUGUGUUAUUAUCUUAUCGGAGUAUACAAUACCAAAGUAUCGGGGAAUCUUUUUAUGUUUUAAAUCAAGUAGCUUCUUCUGGGGCCUUUGGAUUGCAAACAUCAUCGGGACAUUCUUCCAUUGGAAAAAUAUUCCAAUAUUUGGAAUGAUUGUCUGCUUAUACUCAUUUACUGCGUUCUUCUGGCCAGAAUCACCACACUGGUUGGCUAGUAGGGGACGUUUUGAAGAGUGCAAAACAUCUUACCGUUGGCUUCACGGCUGUGAUGAAGAAUCUGAACGUGACUUAGCAACUUUAAUAAAAAGACAAACAGAUUAUUUGAAUGUUCGCGCUCAGAAAAGAAAAUCUUUUUAUUUUUCGCAAUAUACCUCAAAAGAGUUUUAUAAACCUCUUUUCUUAAUAGUACUGGCUGUAACUCAAUAUCAUUUCUCUGGGAAAUUAGUUUGUAGUAUCUACGUGUUGGAAAUUACGAAAAAAAUAACAAAUAGCGAAGACACUGCGUACCUUAUAAUGUUAAUUUUGGAUGGUGUAACAAUUCUUGGCAUUUUUAUCGGCUGUUUACUUUCAAGAAUACUGAACAGACGUACAAUGUAUAUUAGCUUUUCAGCGAUAGGUGUAGUUUUCCUAUUUCUAAUUUCGCUUUAUUUAUAUCUAGUAAAAUUGUUGAUUGUAGUUGAGAAUAAUAUAUUCUCUAUAAUUUUACUAACUUGUUUUUCGAUUGCAAUCAGUUGCGGUCCCAUGAUCAUGACAACAUCUGUAUAUGGAGAGGUUAUACCUUUAAAACAUAAGACUUCUAUGUUUCUUAUAGCGAUAUUAUUAUUCGAAACUUAUAAUGCUGUAUUAUUAAAGAAUGCACCUAAACUCUUCAAAAAUUUAGGAUUUCACGGUACAUUUUUAAUGUACGGAAUCGUUACUGGCAUCUGUACUUAUCUUUUGUAUUUAUAUUUGCCAGAAACUAAGGAUAAAACGCUGCAGCAAAUUGAACAGCAAUUUGAAGACGAAUUGAGAGCAACGCCAUCUAUUGAUGAAACAGAGCGUUUUAUUGCAAAACAACAUAAAUAA
Papilio xuthus (Asian swallowtail) is the source of this 1498-nucleotide messenger RNA. RefSeq names its product facilitated trehalose transporter Tret1-like. The record is from RefSeq and is a predicted model, not a curated record. Gene Ontology annotation, biological process: transmembrane transport. Lineage: Eukaryota; Metazoa; Arthropoda; Insecta; Lepidoptera; Papilionidae. Gene Ontology annotation, molecular function: transmembrane transporter activity. Bases 20 to 1498 code for a protein of 492 amino acids. The transcript has 3 exons. Gene Ontology annotation, cellular component: membrane.